Messenger RNA from Atta colombica, 381 nucleotides. RefSeq lists its product as uncharacterized. Lineage: Eukaryota; Metazoa; Arthropoda; Insecta; Hymenoptera; Formicidae. The annotation marks the transcript as partial. The transcript has 3 exons. The record is from RefSeq and is a predicted model, not a curated record.
CGUUAUUCGGAAUUAAUUCGAAAAGUAUCUCUAACAAGAUUCGACUUCUGUUUGUUUAUUGUUAGAAAGCAAAGCUAAAAAAACAUGGAACGAUUGAGUCACGUUUUAUCACGUUAUCACGUUAAAUUUAUAGAUAUUGCUUUUAUCGGAAUAUUAUUCUAUACGGGAGUCGCGAAAGCAACAGGUCAAGAUGAGAUAACACCGACAAUAUUUCUAUUGGACAACGAGACACACAAUGAAUAUAUUAUGAGAAUGUACGAUAAUGGUUGCAAAUGCAUUGAAUAUAAUUGUGGUUGCUGUCAACAUUUACAGUGGGAUGUAAUCUCUAUGGACGGAAAGUUAUGCGCAAAUACAAGUUAUUUAGAAAAGGACUAUGGGUUU